GCCCUGCCGAGCGACCCCGCUGGUCGGGUCCGUCCUGCAGUAAAUGCACAACCGGGACGGAAGUGCCUCUCUGACAGCGGACCCAGGCUCGGAGCUCCAGACGCUGGGACAGGCCGCCCGCAGACCACCCCCGCCACGCGCGGGACACGACACCCCCCGCAGGACCCGCCCAUCAGCCCGGAAACCCACGAGCUGCUUCUCCCGGAGGCCGAUGCCCACCCAGGAGCCCCCAAAGACUCGCGGCUCCCGGGGGCACCUGCAGACUCACCCGCCUGGGCCUGGGCCCCCGCUGCAAGGACUGGCGCCUGGAGGCCUCAAAACCAGCGCCCCCCGCCCUCCGUGCCAGCCCCAGCCGGGACCCCACAAGGCAAAGCCCAGGAAGAUUGUGUUUGAGGAUGAGCUGCUCUCCCAGGCCCUCCUGGAUGCCAAGAAGCCUAUUGGAGCCAUCCCUAAGGGGCAUAAGCCUAGGCCCCACCCAGUGCCCGACUAUGAGCUUAAGUACCCACCGGUGAGCAGUGAGAGGGAGCGGAGCCGCUACGCCGCAGUGUUCCAGGACCAGUACGGAGAGUUCGUGGAGCUCCAGCGGGAGGUGGGGUGUGCACAAGCAAAGCUCAGGCAGCUGGAGGCCCUGCUGAGCUCCCUGCCCCCACCCCAAAGCCAGAAGGAGGCCCAAGUUGCAGCCCGGGUUUGGAGGGAGUUUGAGAAGAAGCGAACGGAUCCUGGCUUCCUGGACAAGCAGGCUCGCUGCCACUACCUGAAGGGUAAACUGAGGCAUCUCAAGACUCAGAUCCAGAAAUUCAAUGACCAAGGAGACAGCGAGGGCUCUGUGUACUUCUGAGUGCCCCUGCAGAUGGGCAGAGGGCUGCAUGGGGAUGCAGGCCCCUUGCUUUUCUUGGUAUCUCCUCAGCCUUUCCUCUUGCAGCUCCCCCUACCAGGGGUAGCUUUCUCCAGGAUUGCAAAUGCCUCUUCAUUUUGGACUCGGCGCUGACAGCUCCUCCUCCAGGAAGGCCUUCCAGGUCUUCCUCCUCUGGGCCCUCUAGCUUUGACCCUAUAGGGACUCCAGAUCUCAACCUGUUCCCUGGAAGUAGGGCCUGCUCUCCAUCCCAGUGAAAUAAACAUGUAUUAGACACCUACUGA
This is a messenger RNA of Macaca mulatta (Rhesus monkey), 1137 nucleotides long. RefSeq names its product occludin/ELL domain containing 1 (gene OCEL1). Gene Ontology annotation, cellular component: apical plasma membrane; bicellular tight junction; cytoplasmic vesicle. Gene Ontology annotation, biological process: bicellular tight junction assembly. Lineage: Eukaryota; Metazoa; Chordata; Mammalia; Primates; Cercopithecidae. The record is from RefSeq and is marked provisional.